GAUCCCCUGUCUCCGCCGCCCGGCGGCCGGUGCAGACGGCAGUGGCCUCCCGGCGCUUACUAUGGCUCUUGGCUCGCUGCGCCCGAUGCUGCGGCUCCUCGUGCUGGGGCUCGGGCUGGGGCUGCUACGCGCCGCAACCGGGGAGCAGGCACCAGGCACCGCCCCCUGCUCUAGCGGCAGUUCCUGGAGCGCGGACCUGGACAAGUGCAUGGACUGUGCGUCGUGUCCCGCGCGACCGCACAGUGACUUCUGCCUGGGCUGCGCUUCGGCACCUCCCGCCCCCUUCCGUCUGCUUUGGCCCAUCCUGGGGGGUGCCCUGAGCCUGGCCCUGGUGCUGGCACUGCUUUCUGCCUUCCUGGUCUGGAGACGGUGCCGCAGGAGAGAGAAGUUUACCACCCCCAUAGAGGAGACUGGUGGAGAGGGCUGUCCAGGUGUGGCGCUGAUCCAGUGACUGAGCACCCCCACCGCCUGUGCGGCACUCACUCAAUCCGGUUCAUUCAUUUGUUCAUUCAUUCUGGAGCCAGCUCCUGCCUCCCAGACACAGGCCUAGCCAGGUUCCUCCAACCACAGGCGGGGCAGGCAGUGAAUCAUCCCUGAGGCCUGGGCCCAGGGUUCAGGAGAGCCUUCCAAGGAGUCUGAUUGCCCUAUGUCUGUCUGGUUCCAGGACAGAAAGGGAGCCUCAAGCUGGCUCACACUAAGAAACUGCAGCAUUUGCACAAGGGGGGUCUCUCCCUUCCCCUGAUGUCCUGGAUGCCAGGCUGACUUCAGGGGCAGACACAACACUAGGCCCGACCCACACAGAUGGACUGAAACUCCUCUAGGGGUCCUCAUCUUGGGGGAUUAGGGCCCUGUUCUUAUAGGGGGCUGGCCCUCUAGGAGGGCUGGCCCUAAAAUACAGACCCCUGCAACCCAAAGGGGGGAGGAGAUAUUUAUUUUGGGGAGAACUUUAGAGUGGAGGGAGAAUUUAUUAAUAAAAGAAUCUUUAACUUUAAA
Molecule: messenger RNA, 993 nt
Organism: Ictidomys tridecemlineatus (thirteen-lined ground squirrel)
Lineage: Eukaryota; Metazoa; Chordata; Mammalia; Rodentia; Sciuridae
Gene: Tnfrsf12a
Product: TNF receptor superfamily member 12A
Biological process (GO): positive regulation of extrinsic apoptotic signaling pathway
Cellular component (GO): plasma membrane
Molecular function (GO): protein binding
Source: RefSeq, a predicted model, not a curated record